CGCGCCCGCUGGCGGAAGCUGCGCUUUGCCGGGCUAGAGACGCUCUGCUCAAGGGUCCGGGGAGGUGCAGCGGCCGCUUUCCGUGGCUCGCCGGCUGACUGGCCUCCCACCGCAGACCAUGCAGCGCUUAGCGAUGGACCUGCGGAUGCUAUCCAGGGAGCUCUCCCUCUACCUGGAGCACCAAGUCCGGGUUGGGUUCUUCGGCUCGGGAGUAGGCUUAUCCCUGAUCCUGGGCUUCAGCGUCGCUUACGCCUGCUAUUACCUGAGCAGCAUUGCCAAGAAGCCCCAGUUAGUGACGGGGGGUGAGAGCUUCAGCCGCUUCCUCCAGAACCACUGUCCGGUGGUGACAGAAACGUACUACCCGACGGUUUGGUGCUGGGAGAGUCGAGGACAGACACUCCUGAGACCUUUCAUCACUUCUAAGCCCUCGGUACAAUACAGGAAUGAACUUAUUAAAACUGCAGACGGAGGACAGAUUUCACUGGACUGGUUUGAUAAUUGUAACAGUAAAUGUUAUAUGGAUACCACCACCAGACCUACUGUCUUAUUGUUGCCUGGCCUCACUGGAACAAGCAAGGAAUCAUAUAUCCUUCAUAUGAUCCAUCUUAGUGAAGAAUUGGGAUACAGAUGUGUGGUUUUUAACAACAGAGGAGUAGCAGGGGAGAAUCUCUUGACACCAAGGACUUACUGUUGUGCUAACACGGAAGACCUGGAGACAGUUAUUCACCACGUGCACCGUCUGUACCCUUCUGCUCCUUUCCUGGCAGCAGGGGUUUCCAUGGGAGGCUCCCCAGGUGAUUCCAAUGUUCAACCCUGCCUGAAAACCACUCCUUCAUGCCAAAACACAGCCUGCAGGCCAAGUCUGGCAAUCUGUCUGUUUUUGUCCAAGAGAAUGCUGCUUUUGAAUUACCUGGGCAAAAUUGGGCCAAAAACUCCUUUGAAGGCAGCUGCAACUUUUUCAGUUGGUUGGAAUACUUUUGCUUGCUCUGAGUCAUUGGAGAAACCACUCAACUGGCUGCUUUUUAAUUACUACUUGACAACUUGCCUCCAGUCUUCCGUUAAUAAGCACCGGCAUAUGUUUGUGAAACAAAUCGACAUGGACCAUGUCAUGAAGGCUAAAUCCAUCAGAGAGUUUGAUAAGCGAUUCACUUCAGUCAUGUUUGGAUACCAAACUAUUGAUGAUUAUUAUACUGAUGCCAGCCCCAAUCGUAGACUGAAAUCAGUGGGAAUUCCAGUAUUGUGUCUGAAUUCUGUGGAUGAUGUUUUCUCACCAAGUCAUGCUAUUCCCAUUGAAACUGCCAGGCAAAACCCUAAUGUUGCUUUGGUCCUUACUUCUUAUGGAGGCCACAUUGGUUUUCUGGAGGGAAUCUGGCCAAGGCAGUCCACUUACAUGGAUCGAGUCUUCAAGCAGUUUGUGCAGGCCAUGGUUGAGCAUGGACAUGAACUCUCAAGCAUGUAGCUCUUUAGGUGCAUUUUGUCUGAACCACCAUAUAAAGGCAGCUCAGCUUAGUGCACAAAUUAUUGUAUAUAAUGCAGAUAAGCCAGCAGGUGGUGAAGAGGUCCAGAAUGACAUGCAAAAACUACUUUUUUGGGGAAACAAAACAACUUUGUAGCAAGAAAUGAAAUAUAGAUUUAAAUUGUAACUUAUGUAGAUUUUAUUUUUACUAUGCCUUACCAAGUAUGACCUUAAAUAAAGUAGUCAAACAUGGAAUUGCACUUAACCAAACUAUUGUGUAAAAAAGAUUUUAAUUCCUCAGGGUUUUAAUUUAGGCUGGUAUUUUUUUAGAUUAUUCAUUUUAGGUGACUUAAUGGUACUUUAAUAACUGUUAAGAGAUUUUGGUUAUUUGAAUGUAAGUUAUAAGUUGGUACAUUCCUAAGGGUAUUUAUACCUAAUGAUGAUAAUGUGAAAACUGAAAUAAGAUAAAAUAACAAUGCGCUAAAUCUUUUACGUAUUCUGACUUUAAAAGGCAAAUCGACAAUGUUAGACUGAGGUCUAUACAUGCUCUUUUAUUCUGAUAAUAAUAAAUGACAGCCAAUUUAUGUUUUAUAACGAUUAUAGUUUACAUGCUAAUUUUUUAAAUAGUAUAUGUGCAUACAUAUAUAUCAAUAUAUUAAAAUAAAUUCUAUCAUUUUAAA
Messenger RNA from Callorhinus ursinus (northern fur seal), 2136 nucleotides. Lineage: Eukaryota; Metazoa; Chordata; Mammalia; Carnivora; Otariidae. The record is from RefSeq and is a predicted model, not a curated record.